Cantharellus anzutake is the source of this 1011-nucleotide messenger RNA. RefSeq lists its product as uncharacterized. NCBI's taxonomy places the organism in Eukaryota, Fungi, Basidiomycota, Agaricomycetes, Cantharellales, Hydnaceae. Bases 1 to 1011 code for a protein of 336 amino acids. The transcript has a single exon. The record is from RefSeq and is a predicted model, not a curated record.
AUGAGCCACUCGACUUCCCGACCGUGGUACUACCCAGCUCGACCUCAAAUACGACGAAGACGAGAUGCUACUCGCGUUCUAGCUGGCGCGUUUGAUCUGCGGCCGCUCAUCCAUUCCUACCCUCCACCUCCUCCGUUCGAAGAACGGGACCAAACAAUCCUUGGGAUUUAUCCCAACGGGAUAACCAACGACUUUGGCACCGAUCUUCCGGCUGAUGGUGGGUUUAGUGUUCCAGAUGACUCGUAUCCCGCUGAUAGGCCACACGUAGAUGAAACGGCUGAGAGUAGCGCCAGACAGUCCGGGAAGCGUGCAGCUGACCGCGUCCACCCACCUUCCUCAUCAAAACACAUCACCCCAUCUUCCGACUCGUCCGCCACAGCCCCCGCACGCAAGUCGACGUCUACCAAGAAUGCUGUGGCUUCCAAGUCGAAGGCUGCGCAGCCCCCUACCACGCAGCCCAGUGCGGCGCCCUCGAUCCCCGCUCCAAUUCCUCAACCCUCCGGCGCCACGAAACAGAAGAGUGGCAGCAAACGUCCGUCCACAUCAGGCGCUGCGUCUGAUGGUCCGGCGCCUAAGAAAUUGCGCCUCACCAUUACCAACCCGCCGAAUGACUCGUCCCCCAAAUCCGCUUCCACUUCCAAUCAAAAGGUGACCACUCACCAAAAAGCCACGCCUGUGAGGGAGACGUCCACCGUCUCACUUUCCACCCAAAACCCCACACCACCCGCGGAGAUACCUCCCACCACGCCCGAGUCGCAGGUGUCGCCAGCUCAUGAAGCGCCCACCAGGACGAGGACGAAGAAGGGCUGGAAGGGUUGGGUGGAGGCUAAGGACGGAGAAGAGCUCCCCAAAGACAAGCUAGUGAACCUUGAUAGCCCUCAGUUACUCGCGUCUACUCGGACAACUCGGAGUGGGACAAGCUAUACUGCUUGGUCGGAUGGAAAAUGGCAAAAACCGCCUGCAGCUUGGGGCGGUGGGUCCGGACCGAUAGACGGAGCGAUAAUCGUGUGA